Molecule: messenger RNA, 801 nt
Organism: Malaya genurostris
Lineage: Eukaryota; Metazoa; Arthropoda; Insecta; Diptera; Culicidae
Gene: DCTN6-p27
Product: dynactin subunit 6
Exons: 3
Coding region: 135-710 (191 amino acids)
Biological process (GO): mitotic spindle organization
Cellular component (GO): dynactin complex
Molecular function (GO): dynein complex binding
Source: RefSeq, a predicted model, not a curated record
AACAUUUUAUACAGAUUUCAUGUUUUUCUUCCAAAUGUCAAAAUCAGCUGAUGGAAUACGAUUUCAAGCUAAUAAGUUGAAAACAUCGAUAAGUUUACUCAGAUUUCUUUCUAUUAGGUGAAAACAACUGCACAAUGAACCUGAAAAAUGAUAUAAAAAUCAUGCCUCGUUCAAUGGUUUGUGAAGACACUAAUCUCCGAGGUGAAAUAACCGUGUCCAGCGGAUGUGUCAUUCAUCCAAGUUCGACUAUAUUCGCUGAAUCCGGCCCGAUAGUGAUAGGAGAAAACUGUAUCAUUGAGGAAUAUGCAACGAUUGUACAUCGCAUUCCAAAAGGUCAUCCGUCCUACGACGACGUUUUGGAAGGCAAUGUAAAGCCACUGGUAAUUGGCCCAGACAACAUUUUUGAAGUAGGCUGCACCGUGGAAGCGCUCAAGAUUGGAGAGCGGAAUGUUUUCGAGUGCAAAAGCUACGUUUCGGCGGACGUAGUCGUUACCAAUGGGUGCGUCAUCGGGGCAGGUUGUCGACUGGUCGGGGAGCAGGUAUUACCGGAGAAAACGAUUAUCUACGGAAAGCAAUGCCAACAGCGAGAGGCAAUCGAAAAGCAGAGAUCUCAGAUGGUGCAAAUUGAUUAUCUUCGGAAAAUAUUACCCAACUAUCACCACUUAAAAAAGGCAUCAUAUGAUCCAAAAAAAGUACGGGCACAAGUUUAAAAAAUUUUACGAUUUGAAUACAUUAUCAUGUAGAAUUUUAUAAAGUGAUGAUCAUUUAAAUAUUUCCAGCUGAUGUAUUAAUAUGUAUAAU